Molecule: messenger RNA, 812 nt
Organism: Humulus lupulus (European hop)
Lineage: Eukaryota; Viridiplantae; Streptophyta; Magnoliopsida; Rosales; Cannabaceae
Exons: 3
Coding region: 186-812 (208 amino acids)
Biological process (GO): proteolysis
Molecular function (GO): cysteine-type peptidase activity
Source: RefSeq, a predicted model, not a curated record
UUGUUGAACCACUGAGGAAGUGUGACCCACAGCAGGAGAAGAGCUUCCAUAAGUGGAUCAUCGGGAAGAUCGACAAUAAGAGAGACCGCAACGUGUAUACUGGGACGCACGGUGUGGCAUGGUUCUUACAGUUGCACACAGUCCAGACUUGGCUUUGGGAUUCGCAUAUUGAUGCCGCUUUGCACAUGCUAUGCCGCCGACGCCACUUUUACCAUGCUGCAUUUCGGCAGGAUGCUGCGAUCAUGAACACCACCUUCCCCCGGGUGUGCCUAGGUCGUUGGAAUCAUUACAUAGAGACCGGCACUAAGUAUACAUGGGACGACGAUGUGCUGAGAAUGUUGAAGGGCGAUGAUAAUCAAUUCCUUGUAUCAUGGCAAAAUGUGAGUGAAGUAUAUUUUGCCUUGCACAUCGAGAAAGCCGCACAUUGGAUCGCCAUUGAAGUCUCCAUUCCAACGUGGUGCAUCAACAUUUAUGAUUCCAAACAUAGCGUGCUCAGUCCCGCUCUGAUGGAGGAAGCGAUCAAGCCUUGGUGCUUAUUGUUGCCUUCAUUGUUAUGGUGUUCUGGCAUGUUUGACGACCAUGAGGACCUCCAGGUAUAUCCUGAGCAGAAUGCAAAGCCUUUCUCAUAUUGUCGUAUUCCUCCAGAGGAGUGUCCUCAGACUAAGACAAGUGGGGAUUGUGGUAUGUUUGCCAUCAAACAUAUCGAGCAUCUGGUUGCCAGGCUACCACUCGAUACUGUUAUCGAUGAGAACAUCCAGCAUUUCAGGACCAAGUGGUGUGUGGACCUGUUUUAUCAGAAUUUGGCCCCGUGA